AUGGCAGAUUCCUCUGCCGGUACUUUCGAGCAGGACCAGAACAUACCUGCAGCUGCACAGGAUGGCUGCGCUCUUCUCGAGAAUAUGUUCUCGGCUUCUCAGGACCUGCUCGACACGCUGCGUGCUCUGAACGAUGGUACUCCACAAUCAAAUCCCUUCGUAAGACCAUCAGAGGGAUCGCUGCCAAUACUGUCCAACCCGAAAUCUUUAUCAAGUAGCCCUGAGGCUGGCGGCUUGAACAUUCUGCUUGGCAAUACACUCUAUGAAUCAAAAAAUGACUGGUCAAGCAGUAUCAUAAGGCACAUGAUCAUGGCCAACCACAUGUUGCUCUUCAAUACAUAUCUCGCCGCCAUAAUGGCUCUACAACAUGCAGUAAACAAGCAACAUGCCUCUUUGGGCACACCCGACCCACAGCAACAUGCACUUCCACUAGGAGAGAUGCGGACAGCCAUGGUAGCACAAAUGUGCAGCUACUUGAUACAGCGUCAAAUAAAUGCUGUGCAAGCAUAUCUUAACCCAUCAUCUGCCUCGAAACUAUCAGAGCUAAAGCCCUCGGAUCAGGCAACGAUGGGACAGUUGGAAACUGAUGUUCAAAAACGACUUGCGUGUCUGAGGGGAUCUCUUCCUAUGUGA
Molecule: messenger RNA, 633 nt
Organism: Aureobasidium vineae
Lineage: Eukaryota; Fungi; Ascomycota; Dothideomycetes; Dothideales; Saccotheciaceae
Source: the annotation of a GenBank genome assembly